This is a messenger RNA of Puntigrus tetrazona (Sumatra barb), 6158 nucleotides long. RefSeq lists its product as uncharacterized. The coding region runs from base 436 to 5718 and encodes 1760 amino acids. The record is from RefSeq and is a predicted model, not a curated record. NCBI's taxonomy places the organism in Eukaryota, Metazoa, Chordata, Actinopteri, Cypriniformes, Cyprinidae. The transcript is spliced from 4 exons.
AAAGUCCCUCGAUUUUGCUUGCAUUCAGGUCACACUGUGUUGCCAGAUCGCAACUAAUAGCGAACAAAUAAUUCGCCUGUGGAGUUACCGCUCGCCAAAUAUAAAAUACACAUAUGACGGAAUUGUGAUUUAUUUAUUUUGUCUAAGAAUACGUUUCCCUUGUAAAUUGUACAAUUAACACACGCACAAACACACCGGCGUAAAAACAAAGGACUUGGCAACACGGACAGCAGCGGUCCCACCCUUCGCGAGUCGCGCGCAUCAGGCCUGAUAAGACUCCUUGUGUGGAACUGACUGGUGCUUUUAGUAGCUAGAGAAAGCAGCCGAAAGAAAUACAUUCACCAAGACAGAGGAGAGACUCCUGCGCGAAUGUUCAGAAUGUGAUUUAUUCCACUCCUACAUUCUGUCUGGAGAUGCAAAUGAACAUUCAGUAGCAUGCAAGCCAAUUCACAACGUUCAGCACGACUGCAAAAUUCAAAUGGAAAAGGAACUAUGCCUGGAAAUGGGACGAGCCAGAACUUUUACCAGUUAUGUUUACCACCUUGCACUGCAAGUCCCUCAUAUUCUGAACAAACUGCCACUGAAAACUACUUCACCCGCACAGUUCAACCAGCAACCAGUGAGCAGAUUUUGGAGCUUGCACAAGAAAAUCAGCUUAAUUCAAACCAUAUGUUGCCAACAGGAAAACAGGACUCUCAAAUUAUUCUGUGGAACAGACCCUCUAAAUGCCAGCUACUACUCCCUGUUAACAACACAAAUCUACAAGGUGCUCCUACCAAUAAUGGGCAAAACAUGUCACAUUGUGCCUUUAACUCAACUAACAGUUUAUACAUGCAACAGCAAACUACCCCCUCAUCAGUUGGCCCAAAUAAUUUGCAGCCGUUUAAAACGAUAGACAAACAAGGUCGUAAUGAAGCUAGAAUAAAAGCAAACGCAAGCAACUUUCAUAUCAGGCAGCAUUCAAAUGCUCUUACUAAUUUGCCAAUCGAUCUCUCAAAAACAAGGACAAGCUUGCCAUAUGACCAAAAUGAUUGUCCCCCAACAGAAACUGCACAUCAUGGCCCAAGUAGUUUGUUUGGUGGAUACCUUUACCAGUUGUUGUUUCCUGAGAAAUCAAACAAUGCUAAUGUGCAAAUGCUUUCUAACUGUGCACAGAACCUGCAAAUGAAUAAUGCUGCUCAGAAAGCUAUUGCCAUUGUCUCGCCAUUGUCUCCGAAAGGAACAGCACCUGCUAAUGUCUUAGACAAACCAGCUACUGUGAAAAUGAAUGUAAGUCAUGUGCAAGAGACUGUACACCAUCAUCCAAACAUUCCACAUCCCAUGCUAACAAAUGCUAAUCUGAUUAAACAAACGGGACAACAAAAUGACGUCUCAAGCAAGCAUCAACAACCACUAUUAGAAAAGUCAAGGCUGAAUGAUGACCAUUGCAGCAUAGAUGGAGCCAAGAGUCCAGUUUUGGCUAAUGAAUCAACCAGUCAAAGUCCCUGUGCAAGUUCGCCAAACCUGAAAUGUGUGGUCACAGAACAAAACAAGUCUUUUCCAGUUCAAAUGCAAAAUGAACCAUCUGAAAAGACAAAUAAAAACUGUACCAUCACAGACAAGAAAACAGUUGACCCAGACACGGUUCCUUUUAUUGAAUGGCCAUUAGAUCGUUUGAAGACCUUAAUAGCUGUAUUUGAGCAAAUGGAAAAUGGGCAUCACAAGAACAUGCACAAAAGUGAUCCUGGAAAAGAGAUCUUAAAGCUUUACUGGAACGGGGAUACUAGCAAGUUUUCUGAAGCUGUAGAAAGUGGCAUAUAUCUAAGCAUAAUGGAAGAAGUUUAUAUUUGCUCUCCAAUGAAUGAGCCUGUGAUACUGAGGCAAAUUGUAAAUGAUGCACGUAGCAAAGUCAUCAAGGAUUUUCAUGUUUUAAAACACAACGAAGAGCCACCAAACAUGGUGUACAAGUCGUCCUGGUUGAAUCUUAAUGAAAAUGUUGAUGACAUUGACAAGGAAUGUGGUUAUUCUUGGUUCCAUGGUUUUCAAAUGGUCCCUGAACACGAAGCGCAAAACUCAGCAUUUGAAGCACCAAGCAAACUGCAAGAAGCCACUAAAAAGCCAUCAUUGAUUAGUCGUAAACAAUUACCAUCAGAGAUGGAAAACAAAGUACCAGCAAUCAAACCAACUUCAAACAAUAAGAGUCUACAAGAAAACAGGCCCGUUUCAUUUAAUAGACAAUCUCCACCUAUGGCUAAUAGCAACUGCUCACCGAGGAUUAAUUGUCAGAUAACCAACAGUCAAACAACUAUUACAAAUUCUGUGGAGGCCAUGGUAGAUUUGGAUGAACAAGGUGUCCUGGUUGGAAAGUCAAGUUUGGAUAACCAAUUUGUAGCCAAGAUUGCUGUGUUGCCCAUAUCAGCUAGACAAAGUGUAUGUACAAACUCGCCAAACCCCAUUCUUGUGGUGGCAGAACAACAGAAGAUUGUGUCAUUGUCUCAAAUGCAAGUUGGAUCCAGUCAAAAUAUGCUUUACAAUGACUGUGCCGUCCUUGAUAAGAAUGUGAGAUGUGAGACCACUCCAAAACCUACUCGAGAACCUCCUGUGCAUAUAAAUGAAUUGGAGACUGACAAGACUGAUGCUUUAGCCACUAAGAUGACUGUUCUCCCUCAUGAAAUGGCUAGACCUUGCUUUGAUAAUGAGGUGAAAGGACAUCUAGUCGUUGAUGCAGAGAAGCAUGAGAUGGCUUUGUUGAAUACACCCCAAGUACUUGAGAUUACAGACAAAGUACAACAAGAAAAACAAAUCUCACAAUGUCUACAGAAUAAUAUCUGCAAUGACGUUUAUGAAGAAUCUCCUGUUUCCACGAAUGCUCUACCAGUGACUGACAAUGUCUCUCUGACUCUUAAUGAACAACCAAAUGCUGUUAAUCCACUGAAGGGCAUGAAAAAUCUGGUGAGGACACUGGAAAGACAAAAUGUUUUAUCGAAGUAUAAAAAGUUAUUUGAAAAACAUAGUGGAUUGAAAAAACAUAAACAGUCAUUUAGAAUCAAUGAAGAAUCAAUGCCUAGCUAUUCUCAAAAUGGAUCCAUGAUGAAUAAAUGUCAAGAACCUUCGUUUCAAAUCAAUGCUUCAUCUUCCUUAAAGCUUGAUAUUCUCACUCAGGAAGUAGCUAAACACUGCUUUACUGCAAAUAAAUACAUUGCCACAGCAAAGAAUGCAACUUUAAGGCUGGAUGACACUCUUUGUAAUCAGGCUAAAAGUCCAGUAUUGAAUGAUGGAUCAACCAGGCAAUCUAGCUAUGCAAGUCCACCAAAACUUUAUCCAGUGCUCACGGAACCAUAUCAAGUGCAAAAUGAAUCUGAUGAAGAAAUGCCUGAAAUUGACCGUGUACUCUCAGAGUCUGUGAGAUGUAAUCUUGAUCCAAAACCCAUUGAAGAACUUUCUGUGAAUGUGAAUGAAGAGGAGUUUGUGGAGAUGGAUGCUUCAGCUUCUAUUAAGAUUAAUGUUCUCCCUCAUGAAAUCGCUAAGCAAUGGUUUGCUGGUCAGUUCGUGCAAGAUGAAGACACUGCUUUAUUACCAGUUUGCAAGUCCAAGAGAGUAUGUUCAAUAAACUCUGUGUUGACUGAUGGAUUAGACAGCCUAGUUGGCAAUGUAAGUCCACCAACACUUCAACCUGUGCUUGCAGAAACAUCUCAGGUGCAAUCAGAUGAAGAAAUGCCUGAAAUUGAUUGUGUAGUUGCAGAUAUGAGUAUGAGAGAUGACACUGGUCCAAAACCUGAUCAAGAAUUUCCUGUGGAAAUGAAUGAAGGGGAGAUUGGUGGGUUGGACACUUCAGUUUGUAUUAAGAUGAAUGUUCUCCCUCAUGUAGUAGCUAUGCAAUGCUUUGCUGAACAAAUGAGGGAAGACAAAGACAUUGCUGUACCACCAGAGAUAAUGCAAAAGGCCUGUUUGUUGUUUUCACCCACAGACACCGUAUCAACAAAAGAACAGACAAACAUGUGGAGAUCGGAAGGGACUGAUGCUGAUAAAUGUCCAUUGUUGACUAAAGUACCAACAAGCAAGAGUACCUGGGCAAGUCCACCAAAUCUUGAUCCUGUGAUUAAAGAAUCAUCACAAGUGCAAAAUGAAUUCAGUGAAGAAAUGCCUGAAAUUGACUGUAUUCUCAUAAAUGAGAGCAUGAGCUGCAAAACUGAUCCAAAACCUAGUCAAGAACUUCCUGGUAACAUCGGUGAAAAGGAGACUGCGGAUAUUGACUGUUUAGCCUCUAUUAAGAUCAAUGUUCUCCCUCCUGAAAUUGCUGAGCUAUGGUUUGCUGGUGCGACAGAAGGUAAGAACUCUCAGAAAGACGCUACAGUUCAUAAUUUCACUGAGGACCAGGUGAAAGUUCAAGUACUGGAGCUCAAGUCUGAAAGUCUCCUAAAAGAUGUGAAGUCAGAAGAGCUGAAGUAUCCAAGUUCUAGUGGUGAAUCGUUGGAGUUUUACUGUUGUCUUGCUAAAUGGUUUCAAUCUCUAGAAUAUGGAAAUGGCUCAUUGUGCAUGUGCCAGGUAAAAGCAGAGUUUAAAGAGAAGGAGAUUAAAAUUAAGGCCCACAGCACAAGUUUAGAGGUGCAGACUGAAAAAGACAGUCCGGGUGAUUGUGAACGUGUGGAAAUGGAUGUUGCUCUUGAAAGAACAGAUAAUUCUGAAGCGACAGAUGAUUCUGAGUACGAAAACCCAUUGCUGCACGAUCCUAUGAAUAAGACACAAAUUGUGAAGGACAUGACAAAAUCUGAAGAGGUCUGUAAGACCGAAACUAAAAUUUCAGAGCAGAAAAGAAAUGAUUGUGCAACGAACAUGACUCUUAUGAAUAAGAUUAAGCAAGACACCCCAGCUCCUGAUUUGAAGGACAUUAACAUGGUAUGCCUUGCACUGUUUGGGUCGCAUUCUGAAAAAGGAAGCCAACUAAAGCUAACUAAAAGAUGCAAGGAGACUUCAAGUUGUGAAGAACCCCCUAAAACUCUUCAAGUAACCAUAAGCUCUCACCUGAAAGUUAAAAACAAGAGUGAGUCAAAGAAGCGCAAAUCUGUGGAAUCAGAAGUUGAAGAUGCCGCUGACGAGAGAAAGCGAAUACAAAGAGCAUCUUUGCAAAAUCUCAUUCAGCGUAAAUCCUUGCCCUCACUUCCUGUUUCUGGACUCUGCAAAAAUGGACUUUUCUCUACCUCAGUCAGACAACCACUCAGUCAAAGUGGUAAUGUGAAUGGUGACAUCCGUUUGGCUGAAGGAAAUAAGCGAAAGAGACGGUACAAGCAGACAACGCAACAAAUGUCAAUGAAUAAAUGUAUUAUUAGAGCGAAGACUGUGCCAUCCAAAAUGUUGCCUUUACUUGAGGAUGGGAAGAAAAGUAAAUAUGAGUUGAGGAACCCUGCUUUGAUGCCACUGGAUAAGGGUCCUGCUUUGGAGUUCAAAGUAUUGCCAGAGACAUUUAACUUUGAAGAUGGAGCUGAACUUGAAGCAGACACAUCACAAAGUAUACAAAAUGAGAUGUCAGACCAAAAAGAAAAAACUGAAAGGAUGAAAACUGGCAAUGUGCCAACCCAAGGUGUCUGGAGUUUCAGUACCUUGAAGAAAAAGUGCUCUCUGCCCAUCCAGGAUACUCAUGUCUCUGGUGCAUGUAGCCUCUUCCAAGAGUUCAAAAAGAAAUAUCAGGAAAAGAAGGACAUUGCCUCCAAGCAGAACUUGAACCCCAGUGAAAGAACUUGAUUUUCUAUUCAAAUAAAGCAAAUGGACUUAUUUUGUUAUGUUUACUUCCUGUGAAUGAAGCACUAAAGUGUUUACGGUUACGGUUUACUUGAACUUGAAUAUUUGCAUUUUGUUAUAAAUGCAUCAUUUGCACACUGUUCAUCCAGAUAAACAGCUGCUAUUCGUUCAAUUUUUAUGUACCAGUUUUAUACAUUAAGUACAUUUCCAAGAAACUUGUUUAUGAAUGUUUUUUAUAUUUUUUUAUUAUUAUUCUGUAUAUUUUAGUGUUUUGAUUGGAUUUCACCGUUUUGUAAAAAUUUGACAAUCUAUUUUUGUACUUUUUAAAGACCCUUUUAAUAAAUACAUUUGGUUACAAAUACAUUUAAUUAUGCUCCUGUUUCUUUUCUCUUUUUAUAAAGUUCUGCUAAACCAUGAUUCACCAAGGUCAGCGAACAAAUUCC